AGUUUCUACCGGGUAACAUUGGAGGUUGGAGCUUCAUUCGCUUUACUCUCAAGUAUUCUCGUUCAAAUUUCGAAAUAAUUGGACAACAUGAAUUAAAUAUAGUCCAAUUCAUUUUAUUUGUCAAAAAAGUGCUUGCAAUUUGUUUCUUUGUUCAAAAUGGAUAUUUUUGUUACAAUUUAUGGUUGUUUAUUUUUAAUUGGAGUAGUAGGUAAUGGAACGUUGGCGGUUACUCUCUGGUGGGGUCGUGGGUCGAAAAGUCCACUAUUACUGGGACUUAUCAUAGCUGAUUUUUUUGUAUGCUGCCUUAGUGGACCUAUCACAGCGGCUUUGUAUACUAUUCCGUCAGAUUCACCAGUAUGGUUGAUCAUUGCUCAAUUCAUGCAGUCUUUUCCAGUCUCAGCCAGUACCCUUUCUAUGAUGGUAAUAUCAGUAGACCGUUUUUUCACAGUGAAAAACUAUCGACCCAUUGGACAAGUAGCGACGCGUCGUCAAGUUUUAAGCAUAACUGUAGCUGCUACAUGGCUUUCGGCAGCGGCUCUUUCAUCAUUCCAAAUCAUAUCAAGAUACAAACAUCCCUGGAAAAAAGGUCUCAUGAUCAGUAGAAUAACAAUGGUUCAUAUCAUACCAGCAUGCACAGUAAUGAUGAGUCAUCUAGGAGUACACGCUAAACUUACCGCAUUGUCCUUAACUGCUAGAGCUAAACAUGGGGAAUUGCCGUUGCCAAUACCUUUAAUGAGACGGCCUACCCAUGUUAUUAUCGUUGCUGGAAUGCCCAAGGGAAGAAAGCAAAUGAGUAUUCCGAACGCACAAGAUACUAUCGAGGAAACACCACCUCCAACUUCAACUUUACGCAGUCGUAGACGUCUCGCUAAUUGUUUACUUUGUUUAUCUCUAUUCUUUAUUUUGUGUUGGUUUCCAUAUGUGAUCACUCAAUUUUGUGAUGAAUUUAUGCAAAAUGCUACACCGGAAUAUAUUCAACAGCUGACCCUUUUCUUUGGUCACAUGCAUUCUGCUAUAGGCCCUAUUCUAUACUGGAGUAUGAAUCACAAAUGGCCUAAGGGACCUUGUAAUAGAAUACGUCGUCUAACAAUCUAUAGAAGCGCUUCUUCAACAAAUGAAGCAGCACUUGGACCUUUUAAUCCUCGUUUGGUCCGUCCUCCUCCCUACAGACGCAGAUCUUCUCAUUAUCUCUAUUAACUCUGUGAUCUUCAUAGCCUAACUGAGCAACUUACUCAGGAAGUGCAAUAUCUGUUUUACUAUAUCUCAAGCCCAACAACUACCUUUUAUAAAAGAAAAUCUAAAAUCUUCAAAUUGAAAAAAUCAGAAUUUGUAAAUAUGUGAUAGAACAAGGCUGAAUAGGACAUUUAUAAUGUUGACAUUUUUUUCUUCUCUUCGUCUUUCUGAAUUUUCUCAAAUUCUUUAGAACUAUCUACGAAUUGGAUAUCACUAGUUACAACCGUUAAACGCUUUUAAAUGUUACAGUGAAGAUAAACUAUCAAUGGAAGUGUUAUAUAUGUUUGAUGUUGCCUCAAACUAACUUUUCUCGAGUUUGAGCCUAUUCAGAAUAAAUCUUGUCAUAUAAAUUGAAUUAUUUCAUUACAUGGAAUGAAUUUAUCAGUUAAGAAUAUUGAGAAGACCAUUUUUAAUGGUAAGUUUUAACUAACAAAAUUUUAUUUCUAUGCUUAUACCUUAGGUUUUACUACUAAACCAAACACCGAAGUGGAAUAACGUCUAUAACGUAAAUAUUUUUUUCUGUGAAAUAAAGGUAUGAUACUAUUUGAAACAAAUUACAGAAAAGAAAUGAACAUAAAAACUGAAUUCUUUGUUUUGGAAUUGUCCUAUAUUCUACUCAGCCGACAGGGCAGGACUCGCGUUCACAGAGCCGACAGAGUUCACAGAUCAAUAAAGACUCGAGGUCGUCAUUAUGUAUCCCUGCACUAGAGUUGUGAGCGCACUUGCAGAAAUCUAACAUUUAGAUGGAAUUCAUAAAAAUUAGUAACUGAUUACUGAAAUGAUAAAUUAGUAGACAUUGCAAUAUAACGUGAUGCAUUUCGUCUUCUUCCUCUUCAGAUUUUUUAGAACUCUUGAACCUUUGUCUUUUGAUUUCUUUUCAAUAAAGAGACGCUGUAAAAAUAAUGGUUUCUCUUUUUAUACAUUCGUUUAAUGAUGAUCUUGACUUUUGGUAUUGCCAUAAUAACGGGAGAAAACUAGUGGUGCUGAGUAUUUUUAUCGUCGAAAGACCCACACAGUUGAUUGUUGUUUAGUUUCGUUCAUAUGCAUAGAUUCAUGAUUCGUCGUUUGUUAUGAUCUUAUAAGUCUUUCAAAGCUCUUUCAAAGCUUCUAUAGCGAAGUGCGACCACGAUUGAAUUCGGUAAACCAAGGAAACACGGUGGCUCGAAAUAAUACUUCACCACCAAAAGUCGAAGCGAGUUGAUCGGCACGCUGCUGUUGGUUUGAUCUACGUCGAAAGUCAUAAAAACUCAUAGUACAAAAAUGCGAUUUUAUGACCAUGAUGAAUGUUUCAAGUAUCUAUAAACAAUUUAAAUAGCUCUCGUAUGACAACACGCUCUAAGUACGUUCACCAUUAAUGUCAAACUUCAUUAUAACAAUGCCAAAUUUGACAUAUUAAUAUCAGUGUUACCAUAUCUCAAAACUUAAGUAGCAACCCCUUAAAAAACAAUGUAAAAAUCUGCGCAGCUGCUACUAUGUUGAAUCCUCUCUGCCCAAUUUUCUCCUGACAUUUCUGUCUCUUGAUUAAAUAGAUAGUUUAUACGCUCACUGCUGUAUAAAUGUAUGCCCCAAAUUAUUUCAACAACAAACUUAUAAAUAACUUAUUACUAUACUUAUAUGAUGGAAUAACAACACGCAGGUCCGAAAACAAUUAAAAAUAUAACUCACUUUGUACUAGAAAAGUCCAAAAGUUAUACUAAAACACUAUAUUUUAGUACGUUUCGACUUGUUUAUUCUUGAGUUUACUCGUAUUCGCAAUGCAGACAAUACUUCAAUAUUCAGUUCAGCAGUAAGUAUAUUAUGUACUACAUAAUAUGAGAAACCAAUAUCUUUCUUUAUCUAGUAAUCAAUCAUCCUGCGUUGAUUAUCACGAUUCAUUUUGAUACUUAGAUGUAAUUCAGGAUGCAGAGACACUACAACAGGUUUAAACUUGUGAGUUUCUUGCGUUAUGAUAUAAAAUUGUUUUUAUGAACUGUUUGGGGGCGGAAAAAGGAAGCAGCUCUACUUCAAACUAAUAUUAAUAAAUUUAUUCAUCUUGUUUCAGGAGUUAUGGAACAUAUUUUCUCAUGGAGAUAACUUUGUUUUAUUUAUUUUUAUAUUACCGAUGGUAAAUAAGCUAAAUAUUGCUAUGUCAAAUCAAUACUAUAUACUGACAAUAAAUGUUAUGAAAUGUGAA
Diorhabda carinulata is the source of this 3406-nucleotide messenger RNA. RefSeq names its product substance-K receptor. Gene Ontology annotation, molecular function: peptide binding; G protein-coupled receptor activity. Bases 157 to 1197 code for a protein of 346 amino acids. Gene Ontology annotation, cellular component: membrane. NCBI's taxonomy places the organism in Eukaryota, Metazoa, Arthropoda, Insecta, Coleoptera, Chrysomelidae. The transcript has 3 exons. Gene Ontology annotation, biological process: G protein-coupled receptor signaling pathway. The record is from RefSeq and is a predicted model, not a curated record.